GGAAAGAAGUAUGAGGUUUUCCACUUCCUAUCGUGCUGCUCUCGUAGUUUUUGCAGGCCCUUAGCUCUUGGGCCAACGAUUUUCCUUUAGUAUUUGCUUUACAGCACAGUGAAUUUGGCUGUUAUAAUUAAUUUAUAAAUAUGUAAGUUGUUUUAUUCAUAUAUUAGGAAUUACUUUGAAAAACAUUUUUCUGCCACACGAGGUGCUGAGCGGAAUUGACCAGCUCGCGCACGGGCGGUCUUAACUUAAAAGGGCAACUGAAAGCGCGAGAGGUGGGCGCGCUCUCGUGAGUGGGGUCCACUCGUCCCGACCAGUGCACCCUGCUUCAGUGGUGAUGUCGUCGUCGCGGGAUGCACUGCGACGGCAGCGGCGGCGGGAGCUGGAUGCACGACGGAGCAAAUCGAGGGUUCGCCUGGGAGCCUGCCUGCAGAGCUGGGGCCAGCUGAAGGAGAGCCUGGGCUUUGUGCUGCACUCAGAGCUCGCCCAGUUCCUGUUGGAGAGCUACUACUCCAAAGUUUGUGUCAAGUGUUCAGGCACUCUGGAGGAUGACGAAAGGGCAAGAGUCAUGGCAACAUCAGGGGCAUCACUCCAUCGCCUGGUGUUGCUGGUCCACGACCAUGGGCAGCAGUGUCCCUACCCACCUGCCCUUAAACCCUAUACCCCUUUGGAGGACCACAUUGUUUGUGGAGGAAGGCUGGUGGAGAAGGGAGCAAGGCAGAAGGGAGCCAGGAGAAGAGGACUGAGGAACUCUAAGAAACAUACGCAGCCUGAUGUUUCUUCUCAGGAGAAGGAGCUGGCGCAACCAAGUGAGGGGUCAAAAUCAAACCUUGAGCUGUGGUACACCUGCAAGGGAGGGCAUAGUUUCUCAUGGUGCCCUUGCCAGGAUGUGAGAGAGGGUGACAACAAUGGCGUCGUACAGGGAGAACUUCUUCCUGAUGAUGCAGUGGGGUCUGGGGAGCCAGGGAGAAAAGGGUCUAAGGGCACCAAGACAGAGCUUGACAAAGAAGAAGUGCAGCCUGCUGAGGACACCGGAAGCAGACCUUGUGAUGAGGGCCUGUUAACCUCAGAGGGGGGAGGUCAGCUCGAGGAAGAGGAAAUGGUCCUUAGAGCUCCAGAGACUGAAGAAGACAGAUUAGAGGAAGGAUUUGCACAGGCGAUGGAAUCAGAUGCAAUAAGUGAUGUUCUGCUUGCAGAUCCCACACAGCCACAGGAAUCAUGGCAGCCUUCAGACAGUGAAGAGAAGGACUUGGAUUGUGUUGAAGACAAGAGCUACAGCACAGUCUCCAAAAAAGAAUGUCUUGCAGUAUUGUGGAGAACCACCAGGGGGAGAAAGAGAGAAGCUACCGAGGCCCCAUUGCUGAACUCCAGGGCAGUCAAAGGGGGUAGCAGGAGAAGAGCAAAGGGGAUGGGAGAUGAUGACACAUCUCAGAUUAGUGGCAAAAGGAAAAGAAAGGCCACACCUAGAGAUAUUCUGCCUUGUGAGUUUGAUGGCUGUGGGAAGAUAUUCUCAACCCGCCAGUACCUCAAUCACCACAUGAAGUACCAGCACUUCCAGCAGAAGACCUUUUCCUGCUCCCACCCGGCCUGUGGGAAGUCCUUCAACUUCAAAAAGCACCUGAAGGAACAUGAGAAACUGCACAGCAAUCAGAGGGACUACAUCUGCGAGUUCUGUGCCCGUGCUUUCCGCACCAGCAGUAACCUGAUCAUCCACCGGAGGAUCCACACUGGAGAGAAGCCUCUGCAGUGCGAGGUGUGUGGCUUCACCUGCCGCCAGAAGGCCUCUCUCAACUGGCAUAUGCGCAAGCAUGAUGCUGAAAGUGGCUACCAGUUCCCCUGCGAGAUCUGCGGACGUCGCUUUGAGAAGAGGGACAACGUGACUGCGCACCGCAGCAAGAGUCAUCCUGACCAAUCCAUCAGUUCUGCCCCUGUGGCUGAUUCUGAUUGUGCUGCAACCACUGUAGACUCCCUCACACCCAUCACAGACUCCUCAGGCCUUGUGCUGGGUUCCAUGGAAAGCAGAGGCUACAUCACAAGUUGAAUAACCGAGGGUAUCUGUCAUUGUGACUGAAGUCCCAUCUGCUGUGGUGAUCGGUCUUGUGAUCGGCAGGUGAUGUUGGUCAGGGCUGUUGUGUGUACUGUGAACCAAGCUACAGCAUGACCCCCACGCUGUAAAAUGCCUACACACUGCCUCCACACCAUCUGCAAUGGUUAGAUGUCUUCAGGCAGGAGCUGUAUAUAAUUUGUUGAUUGCUAUCUUAUACUCAAGCAUUUACCUGCUGUCUUUCUCACUUUAUAUCUGCUCAUGUCCUUCACAGACAUCCAUUUACUGGAAAUUUGCUUUAAUAAACCUUAGUCCAAAAUGGGAAAUGCCACAUGAAGGUGUGCACAUUUCCAGUUUAAUUUGUGCCACCUUCUCCUUCCUGCAGUAAGUCACUUGAUAGUUUAUCUUUUUGUUUUUAAAAAAAUCAUUACAUUUUUUCCCUAAUUUUCACUAAGCACAUAGGUGAGAGGAUGAGGAAUAUUAAAUGUGCAUUUUGACAUUUUCAUUUGCAUGGUUCUUGUAAAAACAUUUGGUAAAUACACAUAUCAUGCAGUUUGUAGCCUGCAUGUCUGAGAUGCCUGAUAAUUAGUCACUGUUAAUAGGGAAGGUCAUAGUAAAUGGAAGCUUUUUAAUUUUACGUAGGAUGUACUACUUAAUACCAGUUUUAGAUCGACUGCAAAAAAAGGGACAGCAUGAACAGCGCUGUUCUUAUAGUGCCUAGUGAGUCUAGGAAAAGAAGUGAGAAGGUAAAAUGUUUUUUUUUUUUUUUUUUUUUUUAGUUGUUUGACUUUGUCUAUUGAUGUUUAGCUAACUAAUCAGAAGGUAUCAAUAUGAAAUUAGGUUGAAUGUUCGACAAGUUAGAUCAUAUAUGCCCUGUACAACUAAAUCUUGUCAGUUCCCUAGUGUAACAUACUGGCAUGUGUGCCAGUAGAAAGUGACCAGAAAUGAGGCAGCACAGUGUUGACUUAUACUUUUAUUUUAUAAUAAAACUAACAAAUUCCAAUUUGAAACACACAAGACCCCAACUUCACUUAGUCCAUUCAUUGUUCACAUUCCAUUUAUACUUUUUCCUCCAUUUAAAUACCUUAGCCAGACCUGAGUCUCGGGUGCAUCUGAUAAUCCAGUGGAUGGGUGUGAUCUACCCUUUUGCAUGCCACGCAUAUGUAGUAGCCUCUACUGUGUUAAAAUUACACUUUUAAAUAAUACAUUUCUUUUCCGGUACAUUUUUGUUUUUGUAUUU
This is a messenger RNA of Scleropages formosus (Asian bonytongue), 3281 nucleotides long. RefSeq names its product zinc finger protein 692 (gene znf692). Bases 335 to 2038 code for a protein of 567 amino acids. The record is from RefSeq and is a predicted model, not a curated record. The transcript has 12 exons. NCBI's taxonomy places the organism in Eukaryota, Metazoa, Chordata, Actinopteri, Osteoglossiformes, Osteoglossidae.